AACCUUAAUCCGAAAUAUUUCCCGCCAGUUUUAUUGUAAAUUGUGCGUGUUCCAUAAUUUGUUUAUUUAUUUAGAGAAAACAUUAUAAAUAUGUCGGAUGUACCGGAAGAAUCUCCUCUACCAACUCCUCGUUCGAAUGUAUCUUCUCCUGCGCCAAACAUGGCCCCAUUUGAAGACGAAGGGGAAUUAAUUGGAGACAUCGAUCCAGAUGUUGAAGAGGAAGAUGGAGAGGAGUUAUUUGGUGAUAACAUGGAAAACGAUUACCGCCCUAUGCCUCAUUUAGAUCGAUACGAUGAGCGUAUAUUAGAUGAAGAAGACUACGAUCAAAUGUCAGUAGGAGAACGUCUUGCUGCAGAAGAAGAAUUAAGAAGAAGGGACAGAGAAUUGGGAAUAAUAAGAAGGGACGAUAGAGAACUUUUUUAUGAUGAAGGAGAUGAUGAAGAUGACCCGCGGCAAAGGAGGCGCAAGGAAGCGGAAAAAGCAGCAGCCGGGGAGGAAGCCGAUACGGAAAUGAUUGAAUCUAUUGAAAAUUUGGAGGAUACCAAGGGGUAUUCGAUCAAAGAUUGGGUUGUUAUGAUUGGUCCCAAAACUGAAAUUGCAAAUAGAUUUAAAAAUUUCCUAAGGACUUAUACGAAUAGUAAAGGGCAGUAUGUUUAUAAAGAGAAAAUAAGGAGAAUGUGUGAAAAUAAUCAGUCAAGUUUCAACGUGGAUUUCCCAAGUCUGGCACACAGAGAACACGUUCUGGCAUAUUUUUUACCGGAGGCACCAUUCCAAAUGCUGGAAACUUUCGAUGACGUCGCAAAAGACAUCGUACUUUCUAUGUACCCCAGUUACGACAGAGUGACGAAUGAAAUUCACGUGAGAAUCUCGGAUUUACCACUCAUCGAAGAACUUCGUACCUUCAGGAAACUCCACGUGAAUCAACUGGUAAGGACGUUAGGGGUGGUAACGGCUACCACAGGAGUACUACCCCAACUGUCAGUAGUUAAAUUCGAUUGCGCGAAAUGCGGGUUCAUCUUGGGCCCUUUCACUCAAACUCAGGAAACAGAAGUUCAACCGAACGCCUGUCCACAAUGUCAAAGUCACGGUCCUUUCAUGAUCAACAUGGAACAAACUUUGUACCGCAACUAUCAAAAAGUGACGCUCCAAGAAUCGCCGGGACGUAUACCGGCCGGGAGAGUCCCCAGGUCUAAGGACUGCAUCCUCCUCGCCGAUCUUUGCGAUCGCUGCAAACCCGGAGAUGAAGUCGAUAUCACUGGGAUCUACACCAACAGCUACGAUGGUUCCCUUAAUACAGAUAACGGUUUUCCGGUGUUUUCGACGGUGAUUUUCGCGAAUCAUUUGUUGGUGAAAGAUUGCAAGCAGAUCGUGCAGUCGUUAACCGAUGAUGACAUUAAUUCAAUUAUCAAGAUGAGUAAGGAUCACAGGAUAGCGGAAAGGAUUGUAUCUUCCAUAGCACCGUCGAUAUAUGGACAUGAUUAUAUCAAGAGGGCUCUGGCGUUGGCUUUAUUCGGAGGAGAACCUAAAAACCCAGGUCAGAAGCACAAAGUUCGCGGAGACAUAAACGUACUUAUUUGCGGAGAUCCGGGUACCGCAAAAUCCCAAUUCUUAAAAUUCGUCGAAAAAAUCGCUCCAAGGGCGGUAUUCACAACGGGCCAGGGCGCCAGUGCCGUAGGUCUAACAGCUUACGUCCGAAGAAACGCCUCCACUAAAGAAUGGACCUUAGAAGCCGGCGCUUUAGUUCUAGCCGAUCAGGGCGUUUGCUUAAUCGACGAAUUUGAUAAAAUGAACGAUCAAGAUCGUACCUCGAUCCACGAAGCUAUGGAACAACAAUCUAUAUCUGUCUCGAAAGCGGGUAUAGUGACCAGUCUUCAAGCUAGAUGUUCCGUUAUAGCUGCCGCCAAUCCCAUCGGCGGUCGUUACGAUGCCAGUAUGACUUUUGCCCAAAACGUGAAUCUUUCAGAUCCAAUUCUCUCCCGUUUCGAUAUACUGUGCGUUGUUAGAGACGAAGUGGAUCCCAUACAAGAUCAACAUUUAGCCAAGUUCGUCGUCGGUUCCCAUAUACGUCACCACCCUUCCAAAAAAGACCAAGAUAAAGUGUACGAAGAACCAGAAAACGAAAUGCAAAUACCACAGGAGAUGUUGAAGAAAUACAUAGUUUACGCAAGGGAAAACAUACACCCCAAAUUACAAAACAUCGAUCAAGACAAAAUCGCUAACAUUUACUGUCAACUCAGACAAGAAUCAUUGGCCACCGGUUCGUUGCCUAUAACGGUCCGCCACAUCGAAAGUAUCAUAAGAAUGAGCGAGGCUCACGCCAAAAUGCACCUCAGAGACUAUGUACACGAGGACGACGUCAACAUGGCCGUGAGAAUGAUGCUGGAAAGUUUCGUGGAAACUCAGAAGUACAGUGUCAUGAAAUCGAUGCGACAGACGUUCCAGAGGUACUUACUGUUCAAGAAAGAUCACAGCGAGUUGCUGUUUUAUAUUUUGAGACAGCUCACUCAAGAUCAGUUGACUUUCCAGAGGAAUACCACCGAUAUGGAAGCUCUAACCAUAGAAAUCGACGAAAAGGAUCUCAUUGAUAAGGCAAAACAAAUUGAUAUACACGAUCUGAAACCGUUUUAUCAAAGUCAAAUAUUCGAAUCGAAUAAUUUCAUAUACGACGCCAAACGUAAAGUUAUCAUACACACUGUACCUGAAUCAAUAGGAACAGAAGAUUAAUUUCAAAUAUUUUAUUAACUCGUAUAUUAAUUCUUUCAUGUUUCCUAGAUUUAAGUGUUAAUUUUAGCUACCAUUUUUUAGCUGUAAAUAUAUUUUUUUAAUAAAAA
Molecule: messenger RNA, 2831 nt
Organism: Diorhabda sublineata
Lineage: Eukaryota; Metazoa; Arthropoda; Insecta; Coleoptera; Chrysomelidae
Gene: Mcm2
Product: DNA replication licensing factor Mcm2
Exons: 13
Coding region: 91-2724 (877 amino acids)
Biological process (GO): mitotic DNA replication initiation; DNA replication; double-strand break repair via break-induced replication
Cellular component (GO): nucleus; MCM complex
Molecular function (GO): single-stranded DNA helicase activity; single-stranded DNA binding; 3'-5' DNA helicase activity
Source: RefSeq, a predicted model, not a curated record